Molecule: messenger RNA, 1145 nt
Organism: Ylistrum balloti
Lineage: Eukaryota; Metazoa; Mollusca; Bivalvia; Pectinida; Pectinidae
Exons: 7
Coding region: 402-1058 (218 amino acids)
Biological process (GO): phosphatidylcholine biosynthetic process
Molecular function (GO): S-adenosylmethionine-dependent methyltransferase activity
Source: RefSeq, a predicted model, not a curated record
UAACUCGAAUAUUUGAGUCGUUUCAUAGAAGAAAAGCACGAUGACAGUUGCCAAAAAAUUAUGGUUUUGGACGUAAUCAUGUAAUGUAUUAGGUUAAGGUAUUACGGACUUGAUUUUAAUAGUUUUUGAUCUUAUACAGGACUUUGACAAAUUACAGAUGUCCCAUGCUGUUCGAGAGGAUGAUAGUGCAGUACAUCUUAAUAUGACUAUGUUGUAUGACCGGCCGUCUAGAUCUUUCUAUCACAUUAAUAAAGCGUUCACUAGGCCUCCUCCGUAAAAUUAACGAUUUAUGGAUGGCAACAUUAGGAAUGUUUAUGUGACCUGCAAAUAAUUAAGGUUAUACGUCUUUCGGAAGUGAGUCUAAAUGUGUAUGUUAUGAUAAAGUUCAGAGAGGUAACCGAAUGAUCUUGCAGACGACAGGAAGAAAACCAGCGGGUUGUUGUGAUGAAGUUGUAUUUUUAGACCUUUCCAAGAUGGAGUGGCCAUUGCAGUUUUUACAGUUGAAUGACUAUAACCUAUGGAUAACAUCCUUCUGCGUUGUAUUUAAUCCAUUCUUCUGGAACGUUGUUGCAAGAUGGGAGUACAGAAAUGGUGGGAUAAGCAAGGCCCUUGGUGGGAAGAAACAAGGCGUAGUCUUGAUGGCUAUCAUGAUUCUAUCACUGGGUGUGUUUAGAGACUGGAUGUUUAAGUUGAUGCUUGAAAGUCAACCAAAGUGGCCAAUGUUGUAUGAGAACUGGUUAUUAUUGUCAGGCUAUGCCUCCAUAUGGAUAGGGACCACACUUGUAUUCUCCAGUUUUUAUAGCCUUGGUUUUUAUGGAACAUUCUUGGGAGAUUAUUUUGGUAUCCUGAUGGAUAAGAAAGUGACUGGAUUUCCCUUCAAUAUCUUGGACAAUCCCAUGUAUGUUGGAUCUACUCUCAAUUUCCUAGGGGCUGCUUUAGUGAAGGCCAGUCAGACGGGUAUAUUUGUAUCCAUGAUAGUAGCUAUAGUGUACAGGAUUGCUUUAAUGUUUGAAGGGCCAUUCACAGAACACAUAUACAGUCAGAAGAAAAAGAAUUGAUGAUGCGUCCUUGCCUGUCAGUUGAAGGAUAUUCUGUCUUUUCAUAAAGAUGUCCUUUCAAUAAAGAAUGAAUGAUUUUUUAAUAUA